Messenger RNA from Sapajus apella (tufted capuchin), 1787 nucleotides. Its product is annotated as atherin-like. Lineage: Eukaryota; Metazoa; Chordata; Mammalia; Primates; Cebidae. The record is from RefSeq and is a predicted model, not a curated record. The transcript has 3 exons. The coding region runs from base 1 to 915 and encodes 304 amino acids.
AUGAGAGCAAAACCAAAAAGCUUCGUCUCGGGACGCCUGUGUCCCUUCCCUGCUCAGGCCCCUCCACGGCCCCUGGGCUGUGAGCUGCGGGAGGAAGGUGGACGGGGAGGGGACCGAGCGUCCCUCCCGCGCCCGCAGCCCCGUCCGUCUCGGGCGCUGAGCGCUGGGCGCCGGGGUGGACGCGCCUCCCCGCCGGCCGCCCGCUACAAUCCGCGCCGCCGCCUCCCUCCUCCCCGGCCUGCGGGUCCGAUCUUUAAAUGCCCCACUUCAAACUGGACGGCGGCGCCCCGGCAGCUGAGAGCCUGGGCUGCCCGCUCUUCACCGCGGCCCGCGCUCAGCGGCCCUCCGGCCCCCGAGCGGGCAAGAAGUGUGGCGCCUCCCCGGCGACCCUUUCCCUCCUUGCCUGUCGGCGCCGUCGCUGUCCAGAGACACGCGUGUGCGCGGGUCCCACUCCACACGCACGCAGCCCAGGGCGCGCGCGGAGCCCCGGCGGGCAGCGUGAUCGCUGAAACAGCUCGCGCCCGAAGAAGGAGCGACCCAGCGCGCAGGCCACCGAGACGUGGAAACACAAUUACCGUCAAGACAAAUCCACACCCGCUGUCCCCUCCCGCCCGACUCGGGGAGGCCGCGGGACGCCGCAGCAGCUCUAGCAGGAGGAGGAGACCGCUCGCUGGACACCCCACCCCUGUGGCACACACAGGACCCAGGCUCGGGGCGGGGCGGGGGCGGGGCCGCGCGCCGCUGGGCCAAUGCCGCGCACCCGCGCGCUGCCCGACAGCGCGUGCAGCCAAUGGGCGGGAGGCGCCCGUCCUCCUCGCGCUGCCGCCCCGUCCACGUCCUCCACAGUACACAAUGGCCCCGGAGGAAGGCCGGUGCGCAGCAAGUCGGAAAGGAAUUGGACUCGGAGAGAAGUGAGGGGCCUGGACUCGCCUGGGAACGAAAGUGGAAACGGGAAAGAAAAUGGAAGAAGGGAUGCAAGGCACGAGGGAGCUAACCAAUGAGGGGUGGCAGUUUUAGAGGGAUUGCAGACCAAACAUCAGGCUGACGACAAAGCAAAUAGUUGACAACGCUGGCCAAAUAGUUUCUGCUAAUCAUGCCAGAGCAAUAAAAGUACCAGGUAAUGGGAAUUGCCGCUAAAUACCUUGCAUCUUUUUACUUAGUAUGAGCUUCUGCCUAAAUGAUUGAGGAGGAAACAGCUUCUGUGUUUUGUCGAGUCACCUUUAUAUAGAUUUCUAUCCAUUUAAAAACAACCUUACUGUACCUGCCAUUCUCUGCCAGCAUUGUUAAUCUCUUUCCGUGGCUCCAUUCUUUGUGAUCUUAAAAAGGCCCACAUCUGGCUAAUCUUUAAAGGAAAAAGCUACUGUGCUGGGACUCGUCUUUCAACAAGAUCGUAUAUUAAACAAAUGCCUUCCAUUUCUUUCAGUUUACUUCAAAUCCCACAACUCAUGCUACCAAGAAUCACUCGGAACUUCAUAUUUUGUAACUUUCUUUCCACUACAGUUGACAGCUUUUAUUACACUUUACAGCUUGGGCAUCUCAGAUGUUCUGAGAUUUUGCAUUUUUUCUAGCAAAUAAGCAUUUUAAUACUGUAAUUAUUACUAUGAAGGAUCCUGAGUUGUCCUUUACAGCCUUGAAUUUACAUGGUUAAGAUUUUAAUUUGACGAAAACAGAAAAAAAAAACUGUGCUCUUUCGAACCAGUCAGCUGUUAAAGUGUGAUUCAGGAAGUAAUUUUGUUUCCUUGUCAUUAUUUCUGUAUCAGUAAUUAAAGAGUAGUUCUUUGUUUUCA